This is a messenger RNA of Magnolia sinica, 3932 nucleotides long. RefSeq names its product phospholipase D delta-like. Gene Ontology annotation, cellular component: plasma membrane. Gene Ontology annotation, molecular function: D-type glycerophospholipase activity; calcium ion binding. Gene Ontology annotation, biological process: phospholipid catabolic process; phosphatidylcholine metabolic process. The coding region runs from base 1013 to 3583 and encodes 856 amino acids. NCBI's taxonomy places the organism in Eukaryota, Viridiplantae, Streptophyta, Magnoliopsida, Magnoliales, Magnoliaceae. The transcript is spliced from 12 exons. The record is from RefSeq and is a predicted model, not a curated record.
UGCAGGGCUCACGAGGAGACGCACGAUGGCGAUUACAUGUCGCUCGACGCACGCAAAACAAAACACGAAUCCCGCGAGAGUUGCCGAAGUAACCGCUCUAUCAGCCAAUACCAACGGCUCUACUCCGUCCCGAGAGAGAGAGAGAGAGAGACUGCGAGAGAUGCAUUCCCGACCAAAGGCUCCCAAAUCCUCCCGUUUCUCGACGGUCUUCCAUUUUCAUGCAAACCUCAUCCCUUCAGUGCAAUAACAACGCCACCCGUCUCUCCUUCUCUAAUCCAACGGCUACCAUCUUUCCAUUCCAUCCACUUCUCUUCAGGAAAUGCCAUAUUCUGAGUUGGUGGUAAAAAUAGUUCUGGUGUUGAAGAGGAUAAGUAUAUUCUGAAGUGUAUGAUGGGCUUUGAGAUUUGGGAAUUGAGUUUUCGAUAUUUUAAUGAAGUGAACAUUAGCAGAGUAUAACUUAUAUCUUCGUUUCAUUUGUCUUCUCAGAUUUAUUUCGCUGUUGGGUAGUCCUAGCAUCAGGGGGUUUAGUACUCUGAAAAAUCAUGGCGUAUAGUUAAAAUGACCAAUCCAAGAUCUGAUUAAUGUUGUGAUAUGGAGUUUAUCAGGAGGUGAUGUCUUAACUCGUUCGCAAUUUGCUUGUAGAAGUUUUUGGGGUUUUGGGCUAGUAAUGUUUUCUAUGCUAGCUGGUGGUUGCCACUUUAAAGGAUUGCUUACAAUUAGCGGUUUCGAAGACGGCGAGUUUCUUUUAUAGCGGCACUACAAUUAGCUCUUUCCAAGACAGCAAUUUUCUUUUAUAGCGGCAUUAAGUAAAUAACUAAAUAUACAAAGCUUUGAGUUUGACCGGAGAAACAUGUGGAUUUUAUUGUUUUAAGGUUUGCCUUAGCUAUACAAUAGAUUUUGGAGAGGCUCUAGCUUUGAACGGUAAGUAUUCGUUCAGGUUAUGAAUCUGUUGUCAGGAAGAAUUGGCGUUAUUUUUUAGUUUUGAUAUAGCCUCUGAUCUUGGUAGCUCAAAAUGUCUGCUUCCCCAACCCAUGCUCCGGAGAGUGGUGCAAAGGGGGUGGGGGCUCCCGAGAAGAUCGUGUUCUUACAUGGUGAUUUGGAUCUGUGGAUUUAUGAAGCCAAAUCGCUUCCAAAUAUGGAUUUGAUGUCUGAGAGGAUGAGAAGAUGUUUUACUAUGUUUGGGUCUUGUAAAUCACCAUUUGGGAAUAAAGACAAACAAAGAAGCAGGCAUGCUAUUAUUACCAGUGAUCCUUACGUAUCUGUUUGUCUGGCGGGAGCGACAAUCGCACAAACUAGAGUAAUCGCCAACUGUGAGGAUCCAACUUGGGAAGAACAUUUCUUUGUACCAGUGGCCCACCCUGUUGCAAGAGUGGAGUUUCAGGUCAAGGAUAAUGAUAUUCUUGGAGCCCAGCUUAUUGGGAUAGUGUCGAUACCUGUAGAGACAAUCCUAUCCGGAAAUAUGGUCAAAGGUUGGUUCCCCGUGGUUGGCCCUUAUGGGAAUUCCAUGAAACAACAGCCGGAGUUGUAUCUGUCGUUGAAGUUUAGGCCUUUUGAAAACAACCCCUUGUAUAAAGAUGGUGUUGGUGCUGGGCCUGAGUACUCGGGGGUGCCCAAUACAUACUUCCCGCUUCGCACAGGAGGUAAAGUCACGCUUUAUCAAGAUGCUCACGUUCCUGAUGAGAUGCUUCCUGAGAUUCAGCUAGAUAAUGGACGGGUUUUUCGUCAAGGUAAGUGUUGGGAAGACAUCUGCCAUGCCAUAUUGGAAGCUCAUCACCUUAUCUAUAUUGUUGGGUGGUCAAUUUAUCACCGUGUGAAGCUUGUAAGGGAGCCAUCUAAGCCGUUACCCAGUGGAGGAGAACUAUCCCUUGGGGAUUUGUUGAAGUACAAAUCAGCAGAAGGCGUUCGCGUAAUUUUGCUAAUUUGGGAUGACAAAACCUCACAUGACAGAUUCCUCUUGAAGACGGAAGGUGUUAUGCAAACUCACGAUGAAGAAACUCGGAAGUUUUUUAAACACUCGACCGUCCAUUGCGUGCUUUGUCCUCGUUAUGCCAGCAACAAGCUUAGUAUCUUCAAGCAACAGGUUGUAGGAACCUUAUUUACGCACCAUCAGAAGUGUGUGCUUCUCGACACACAAGCAUCUGGAAAUAACAGGAAAAUAACUGCUUUCAUCGGCGGUCUGGAUCUCUGUGACGGUCGAUAUGACACUCCUGAACACAGGCUCUUUCAAGAUCUUAGCACUGUCUUUGCGGGCGACUUUCAUAAUCCUACAUUUCCAGCUCGUGCCCGGUGUCCUAGACAGCCAUGGCAUGAUUUACAUUGCAAGAUAGAAGGCCCUGCUGCUUAUGAUGUAAUGACAAAUUUUGAACAGCGGUGGAGAAAGGCUACAAAAUGGCGAGAAUUCAGGCUUAAAAAGGUCACGCAUUGGCAUGAUGAUGCUUUACUAAAGCUAGAUCGUAUUUCAUGGAUAGUUACUCCAUCUUCCUCUACUUCUAAGGAUGAUGGUUGCAUGCAUGUUAAAAAUGAAGACGAUCCUGAAAAUUGGCAUGUGCAGGUAUUCCGAUCAAUUGAUUCUGGAUCUGUUAAAGGAUUCCCAAAAUCUGUUCAAGAAGCCGAGGAAAAGAAUCUUGUCUGUGGAAAGAACUUGAAAAUCGACAGGAGUAUCCACUCAGCUUAUGUGAAUGCGAUAAGAUCUGCGCAACAUUUCAUAUACAUAGAGAACCAGUACUUCCUUGGAUCUUCUUACUACUGGCCAUCAUACAAAAAUGCAGGUGCGGAUAAUUUAGUGCCUAUGGAACUGGCCCUGAAAAUUGCUAGCAAAAUAAGCGCAAAUGAACGUUUUGCAGUGUAUGUAGUGCUACCAAUGUGGCCGGAAGGUGUCCCAAGUAGUGGUGCUGUUCAGGAAAUUCUCUUUUGGCAGGGGCAAACAAUGGAAAUGAUGUAUAGAAUUGUUGCACAAGCAAUUCAGAAAGCGGGCCUUUCAAAUAAAAGUCACCCGCAGGACUAUUUGAACUUUUACUGUCUUGGAAAGCGUGAAAUUGGUCAGCUUGAAAGAUCAGACUCAUCAACUAGCAACAGUGAAAGCAAUGCUUCGGGCAUGGCUCAAAAGUUCAGAAGAUUUAUGAUUUACGUUCAUUCCAAAGGAAUGGUAGUUGAUGACGAGUAUGUAGUCGUGGGAUCUGCCAACAUUAACCAAAGAUCUUUGGAUGGUUCAAGAGACACGGAAAUUGCUAUGGGUGCUUAUCAACCCAAUUAUACAUGGGCUGGAAGGCAGGGUCAUCCACAUGGAGAGGUAUAUGGCUAUCGGAUGUCACUUUGGGCGGAGCACCUAGGCUUCUUGGAGGAUUCAUUCCAAGAACCACAGACAAUUGAGUGUGUUAGCCGCAUAAAUGAUCUGGCUGAACACAACUGGCAGACGUAUGUAUCCCCGGAUAACAGUGCAAUGAAGGGACACCUGCUUAAGUACCCAGUUCAGGUGGAGAGAGAUGGGAAUGUGGGGCCAUUGCCUGGAUUUGAAUUCUUUCCUGAUGUGGGUGGCAAGAUCCUGGGAGCACACAGCACUCUUCCGGAUGCUCUGACCACAUGACGUGGUCUAUCAAUUCAUGGCUGGCUGUUUUGAUCAAAAGGCAAAGUGCAGAGAUUGGGAGCUUGCUGGUGCUGAUUUUCCAAUGUGCGUGAUCUGAGACAGAGAUCAGUCAUAUAGUUUGUAAAAUGAAGAAUCGUGAUCGGGUUAUGGGUCAGUGUCUGUCAGUGAAUGCUGAUUGCCAGACCAAUGACAUGGUGUGAUGCAUGCAAGCCGCACCCACCAAACAUGAACUUUGAUAAUUGAAGAAGAGAUGUGAUACUGAUCCCGUUGGUUUGUUUGUUAUAUACUAAUUGUAUCUGUAUCUUGUGUACCUCAUUUCUUACACGGAAAUUAGAUUUCUCAAAGUGAA